This is a messenger RNA of Recurvomyces mirabilis, 1245 nucleotides long. RefSeq lists its product as uncharacterized. The record is from RefSeq and is a predicted model, not a curated record. NCBI's taxonomy places the organism in Eukaryota, Fungi, Ascomycota, Dothideomycetes, Mycosphaerellales, Teratosphaeriaceae. The transcript has a single exon. The coding region runs from base 1 to 1245 and encodes 414 amino acids.
AUGUUCCAAUACAAGCACCUUCUCUGUGCAAUGAGUCUGUCUGCCGUUACAGCCUACGCCCAGCAGAUCUCACUUGGCACGGCAAGCAACUAUGCUAUACUCGCUGGAUCAACAAUCACCAAUACUGGCUUGACCGUCAUCAACGCCCGAAUAGGUCUGUCGCCUGGAUCAUCGAUCACAGGCUUCCCUCCGGGUAUCAACGCUGGCGAAGACAUCGACAAUGCUGCGGCCGUGCAGGCCAAAGCCGAUCUCCAGACCGCGUUCACGGCACUUGCUGGACUGCCUUUGACAACAUCCCUGACUGGCACUGAUCUCGGAGGACAGAUCUUAACCCCUGGCGUGUACAACUUCGCCUCCUCGGGUGGGUUGACUGGUGUUUUAACACUUGAUGGCCAGAACAACCCGAACGCAGUGUUCGUCUUCCAGUUCGGCUCAACCUUGACGACUGCUUCAGCCUCUUCAGUGGUCUUGAUCAAUGGUGCUAAUGCUUGCAACGUCUAUUGGCAAGUCGGUAGCUCGGCUACACUGGGAACUGGCACUCUUUUCGCUGGCAAUGUGCUUGCCCAGGCUUCCAUCACAGUCACGACUGGGACCUCGCUCCUCGGUGGAGGAUUCUUUGCAAUCACUGCGGCCGUGACCUUGGAUACGAAUGCUAUUGAUCCGAAUGGUGCUUGCGGUGCUGCUAUCAUCCCAUUGACAACGACCGCUACGACCGCUACAACCGCUACGACUGCCGCUCCCACUACCGCUACCACAGUAAGGCGAGACCGAGACUCCUCGCCGAUCAAUGCUGACAUUCUCUUCUUGUACCAGACCAUCACCUCCACAGUUACGAACUCUGCGAGCACAACAACGAUAACCCUGACCCAAGUUUCGACCAUCACCGCCACUCAGAUUGUGGCGACUUCCUACACUACUACAACCUCCACUAGCACUAGCACGUUGACAGUACCUUGUUCUACUACUGCUACCGCGACGCCAACGGCUUGUCCCAAGAACAGCAAACGCGCCGCUGAUCUGGUGGGGAGAGGUAAUCAUAAGACCAAGACAGUUGUGAUCACCUGCGCCGGGCAUACUUCUACGCACGUCCAGAAUGGUCCGCUGCGGACCAAGACUUCGCACGCGACUUGGACCUCUACUUCCACAGUCUGGCAUAUGAAGACGGCGACGUCUACGCAUACUUCGACCAAGACACCGGCUUGCACUACAAAGGCCAAGAGGGAUUAUCAGAGGCUUUUCGAGUGA